This is a messenger RNA of Dreissena polymorpha, 442 nucleotides long. RefSeq lists its product as uncharacterized. The record is from RefSeq and is a predicted model, not a curated record. Lineage: Eukaryota; Metazoa; Mollusca; Bivalvia; Myida; Dreissenidae. Bases 46 to 381 code for a protein of 111 amino acids. The transcript has 2 exons.
AACGCUUAAACUGAACAGGACGUACAUGUAUUAUACUUAAUUUUGAUGGUAUUAGUUGUGACUGAAGAAAAAUUUAAUGUCAUUAUGUCUAAACAAGGAAUGCUUACUUUGCUUAUAAUUGGAUAUUUAUUGGAAGUGAGAACAGACCCCAUCCAGAUCCUUAAUUCACACAUCGCGGUGACAUCAGACGGGGUUCCAUACAGUGACAUGACUGCGGAUAAAGUCAACGAUGGUAUUGUGAAUAACCGAGGCUGGGCUGAUGAUUGUAGAUGUUGCGCAGCUCUAGAAAGACCUUCAUUGGUGCAACUGACACUGGACAAGACUUAUCUCGUGGAAAAGAUUCUUGUUCUAGGACGUACAGAUCGAAGUGCGUAUAGAUAAACGCUUUUGUGAUGUUAAUGUUACAGAUUAACAGUAUUGGUCUAAAACUAUAUAUAUAUAU